GCCUCCCUCAUGGCAGCCCUGUCUGUACCUCACAUCCCAUGGAUUUACUCCCUUCGGGUGUCUCCAGGUAACACUAGUUCAAAGGGAGGAGCCUGAGUCUGAGCUUGAGAAGGCGUGGCCAUUGUGUGACACUUCCAAUGAUGUCAGGAAGUCCGGAAGAAGUCGGCAUAGCUGGAUGAAAGAAGCGGUGUGUGGAGAUGGCUGAGGACAAGGAGCAUCUAAUUCAGGAGACAAGAAAAAGGUUUACUCAGGAGUAUUUGCAAGAUAAGGCUGACAAAUAUGAUUCUCGUGAUGUGGACAGACUACAGAAUGAUGAUGCCUUGGUGGAAAGCUACCUUGUGUGGAGGCACUAUGUAACAGAAGAUGCUCUGAAGAUGAUCGAUGAAAGCUUGAAAUGGAGGAAAGAUAUUGGUGUAAAUGACUUGAACGAAUCCACUAUUCCUAAGUGGUGUUUUGAGAAUGGAGCAACUUAUCUGCAUGGAUAUGACAAAGAAGGCAAUAAAUUGUUGUGGCUCAAGGUAAAGCUCCAUGUACGUGACGGUAAGACAAAUGACGACAAGAAAAAGUUUGUGGCAUUUUGGCUGGAACGCUAUGCCAGGAGAGAACCAGGGAAGCUGCUAACUGUCGUUUUUGACAUGCUUGAUUGUGGACUAAGCAAUGUAGAUAUGGAUUUUGUUCGGUUUAUCAUCAACUCUUUUAAGACCUACUACCCCAGAUAUCUGUCUAAGAUUGUAGUCUAUGAAAUGCCAUGGAUAUUGAAUGCUGCCUUCAAAAUUGUGAAAAGUUGGCUUGGUCCAGAGGCUAUAAAUUUGCUAAAAUUUGUGAACAAGAGUCAAGUUCAGGACUACAUCAGUGCUGAAUACUUGCCACCUCUCAUGGGAGGAACUGAUCCCUUCAAGUACAGUUAUCCUCCAUUGCCAGACGAUGACUUUCAAACGCCCUUAUGUGAGAAUGGACCAAUAACAAGUGAGAAUGGACCAAUAACAAGUGAGAAUGGACCAAUAACAAGUGAGAAUGGACCAAUAACAAGUGAGGAUGAUUCUGAAAGCAAACUGAGCGAAUCAGAUCUCCGUGACUCAGUCGAUUCCAGUGUGCCAAAAAAGAUGAGCAUCAGUGAAGACCAAAUUAAACUGGAGGAUUUAGACAAAAAUGAUACAAAGCAAAAAAACAACAACAGGAAGGCAUCAACAGUUUUUAAAGGACCUUUGUUACAUAUCAGUCCAGCAGAAGAACUGCAUUUUGGGUCCAAGGAAAGUGGGGAGCGAAAAUGUAUCAUUGUGCUGAAUAAUGUAACAAAAAACACAGUGGCAUUUAAGGUGAGGACAACUGCUCCCGAAAAAUACAGAGUCAAACCAAGUAACAGUAGCUGUGAACCAGGAGCAACGGUUGAUAUUGUGGUGUCUCUGCAUGCAGCCUUUGUAGCGUCUCUCCAGGACAGAUUCUUAGUAAUGGCGGCCGAAAUGGAACAGCCCUCUGGUGCCAGCACUCAAGAACUUUCACAGUUUUGGAAGGAGGUGUCCAGGAGUAAAGUCAUGGAGCAUAGGUUACGAUGCCACGCUGUUGAAAAUAGCAAGCCAGCCUCAUUAAUCCUGAAGUCAAACACAAUAAACCACGCUGUAUCAGACAGUGACGAUUUGCAUUUUAAGCUGAAUCAGCUGCUGGAAACUAACAGAAGACUAGAAGCACAGAUUGGACACUGCAUCUGGUUUCAGCAUAUGUUAGUUGCCUUAUUAUCCAUUCUGGUUGCCAUUGUUGCUGCUGGAGUGUAUAAGAUGAAACACCAGGACUGUUAAAUGUGUUGCUCUUCUAUCAGUUCCGCUGCCUAUGAAACCACCCGUGAGAAUAAUAGAUCUGCCCCCCCCCCACAUGACCAAAGUUGCCUUGGAAGCAGUGUUAAUGUUGUUUAAGAAACUAUUUCAUAAAGAGGUUACAGCGUUCUUCAGACAUAUAAAUGACGCCAAUAAUUGGCGUAACUUUGCUUUUGUUUUUAGUUGUGAAGCUCUACUCAUAGCUGCAAAAAUGUGAACAGUUUUGUUUUCUUAUAAAGAAGGCCAUGCAUAUCGUAGACAAGCCUGCCGCCAUGACCCUGAAUGUUAUAUUAAUGUGAGCUUUGGAUACUUCUCAAGGCAAUAUUUAAUAUUUAAGUUCUAAGCAGAUGUUGGCUAAAAGAAUGCACUACAGAAUUCUUGUGGAGCCUGUGAUUUUACCGUGUAGACCUUUAAGAAAGCUCGCUUAUUUCUCUAUACUAGUUUGCAAUUCAGCAAAUUCCCAUAUUUGUUGCCAUAGCUCUUGCAUGCCAUAAAUACUUGAGCCAUAAGUUGUCCAUCACUAAUUAAUUAGUGCCGAACAUUUGUCAGUGUGAAUAUCUCAAUGGCGUAGAUCCCAUAAAUCUAUAGAUUUGGAAGAUUUAUGACAAUGCUAUGCUACUUACUAAAACUGUAGAAUUCAGUUAUGUUGCCACUGGCUUUCAUUUGCUCUCGUCUUAGAUAAAACACAGGAACCUCCAGAGGCCAUUUGUUAAGAAGGAUAGCAUUGACAGGACAUUGCUUUCCUGUUAUAGGGUUGAAGGAUGAAUGCAUAUAGUGCAUCGAGCCAAUUAUAACCUCAGGUUUCAGUCCCUCCUUUUCCUGCUGCUACUGAUAAUGUAAAUAAAUGUUUUUAAGAUA
Molecule: messenger RNA, 2666 nt
Organism: Xenopus laevis (African clawed frog)
Lineage: Eukaryota; Metazoa; Chordata; Amphibia; Anura; Pipidae
Gene: mospd2.L
Product: motile sperm domain containing 2 L homeolog
Exons: 15
Coding region: 198-1793 (531 amino acids)
Cellular component (GO): endomembrane system; endoplasmic reticulum-endosome membrane contact site
Source: RefSeq, a predicted model, not a curated record